UCACAGCGGACCGUUUGGAAUUUCGUUGUGUCUAAAAGUAGAGUUGAGCGAGAGACAGACUUGCCUUUUUCUCUUCUUGAAAAAACAAGAAGCUCAGUAGUCAUGGCGGUUCAUCUGAACUGGUCUCUACCGACUCAGUCUUCCCUCGCUUUCCUCCAUCGGACCUUCCACAAAGCUCCGGCUCCGCCUAGACUCCUCUGCAUCCUAUCUCAGAAGCUCAGCUCCGGUUCUGGAGAUCCAUUCCUUUCUAAUGCGUCCGGGUUCGGACCUAGGAAAUCCGCGAAUUUGGAUAGUCCAGAAGCUUUGAUCGGAUCUUCCGGUUCUUCUUCGUCUUCUUCAUCGUCGUCUUCGGCUAUUGAUUUCCUCGAAUUGUGUCUUCGGUUCAUGACCAAAGAAAGAAAGGGAUGGAUCAAUCGUGGGCUGCAAGAUCCGGAGUCUAUUGCUGAUUAUAUUUACCGUUUCAUGGCGAUGACUGCUGGUGACCUUCAUGGUGUGAACAGGGAAAGGUGUAUUAAGAUAGCAAUUGUGCAUGAUAUUGUAGAAGCUAUUGUUGGAGAUAAAAAAUCAUACCAUUACAUCUCUGAAAGAGAAAUGAGGAGAUGGAAGCAAUCAGCUUUGAGGGAAAUGCAUGAAGUUUUUGGUGGACAGAUGACAGUUGAAGAGUUUAAAGAACUUUGGGAGGAGUAUGAAAAUAACUCUUCCUUAGAGGCUAAUCUUGUAAAAGAUUUUGAAAAAGUUGAACCGAGUUUGCAAGCACUGGAAUAUGAAAUGGAACAUGGUAAGGUGCUGGCUGUGCUGGAUGCGCAUUUCCUUUCACUCGAAGGAAAAUUUCAGACUGAGAUAGGAAAAAGUUGGGCAGCUGAGAUCACUUCAAGGAGAAAUUUUUGGUUGGGAAACUGCCCGAACUGAUCCUCUGGCUCAAUCACAGUUUUCGUUCGGCAAAGCCAAGAUGUCUUUUUGAAACUAAAUCAUGUAGCAUUCUCCUCUAACGAGAUAAUGUCCUCCUUAUUCACCUCUUUUUGUCCUGGAAUAUGGGAGAAUGAAUAAUUGGACUUGCACUCCAAAGCAAUUGAAACACAGUUCAAUGAUCAGCAACCAAACUAUUGAAACUGUCAGAACUUUGAAAUCGGAGCACUCGGCCCCGUCCCUCCCCGUCUCGGCUCAAGCCCUCAAGCGAGCAUGUUGCCUCGGAAAAACGUGCCAAUGGCCAACGUCGCGGCUCAUCACGGGGGGCUCACCCAUGCCUCCCGCCCGACGUUGCCCAUCAAAAGGCACACAGAUGUCCCUCACCCCAUGCUACGAGUGCCCUCCUCGUGCACUCUGCCCUGUCUCAACUAGUCGAGGAGCCAUCAAGCCCUCGAGCGAGCAUGUUGCCGAGGAAAAACGUGCCAAUGGCCAGCGUCGUGGCUCACCACGAGGGGCUCACCCAUGCCUCCCGCCUGACGUUGCCCAUCAAAAGGCACACGGAUGCCCCUCCCCCCAUGCAACGAGUGUCCUCCUCAUGCACUCGGCCCCGUCUCGACUCGUCUAGGAGCCCUCGAGCGAGCAUGUUGCCUCGGAAAAACGUGCCAAUGGCCAACGUCGCGACUCACCACGGGGGGCUCACCCAUGCCUCCUGUUCGAUGUUGUCCAUCAAAAGGCACGCAGAUGCCCCUCCCCCCAUGCAACGAGUGCCCUCCUUGUGCACUCGGCCCCGUCUUAGCUCGUCGAGGAGCCCUCAAGCCCUCAAGCCCUCGAGUGAGCAUGUUGCCUCGGAAACACAUGCCAAUCCACGAGGGGCUCACCCAUGCCUCCUGCUCGAUGUUGCCCAUCAAAAGGCACACAGAUCCCAUCCCCCCCCCCCCCCCCCCCCCCAUGCAAUGAGUGCCCUCCUCAUGCACUCGGCCCUGUCUCGGCUCGUCGAGGAGCCCUCAAGCUCUCGAGCGAGCAUGUUGCCUUGGAAAAAUGUGUCAAUAACCAACGUCGCAGCUAGCACAUAGAGGUAUUAUAUCUUGUUGUGGUAUCAUAGUACAGAUGAUCUCUUUUCCUUUUUAUCUUCCCUGUUAUCCUUACAUUGAUCAAAGAUGGUGUCACUUUAAUGACCGUUUUGUACUUCAACAUAAUAGCAGUGGGAAAUUUUCAUUCUACUUCCAACUUCAUUGCCUUUUUAUAUUCAUAUUUUACAUAAUGAUCUGAGUAACGCUGGUGUUUAUAGUAACAGUUGCAGUGGAGCUAAGUUUCUAAGUUUGUUGUCUCAUGUGUUCCAUGAGAGGCUCUCUCUAACUGCAUAACCCGGUGAUGAAAGAGAUGUCCGGAUGGGUGGGCACAUGGAAGAGGGACAUCAAACGAUUGAUGAUUUCCUACGUAUUGGUUCUAAUUCUUGGUGCCUGCUGUUGAGAUGUGUCUUAACAGUGAUUUCUCUGUUGGGGCUCAGCUGAGGCUGCUGGAAAUGUUGCUUAUUCUAUUAUAUGUACUAUUGAGAUCUUCGAAAUCUUCAUUCCAUGCACCUACAAAGGAUGCCAGAAGACGGCAACAUUCUCUCCAAUGAGGUCGGUAAACCAAUCAUUUUGAAUC
Messenger RNA from Vitis vinifera (wine grape), 2553 nucleotides. RefSeq lists its product as uncharacterized. NCBI's taxonomy places the organism in Eukaryota, Viridiplantae, Streptophyta, Magnoliopsida, Vitales, Vitaceae. Gene Ontology annotation, molecular function: 5'-deoxynucleotidase activity. The record is from RefSeq and is a predicted model, not a curated record. The transcript is spliced from 8 exons. Gene Ontology annotation, cellular component: cytoplasm. The coding region runs from base 103 to 909 and encodes 268 amino acids.